This is a messenger RNA of Varanus komodoensis (Komodo dragon), 639 nucleotides long. It is a transcript of the gene TERB2, whose product is annotated as telomere repeat binding bouquet formation protein 2. The transcript has 7 exons. The record is from RefSeq and is a predicted model, not a curated record. Gene Ontology annotation, biological process: meiotic attachment of telomere to nuclear envelope; homologous chromosome pairing at meiosis. The annotation marks the transcript as partial. Lineage: Eukaryota; Metazoa; Chordata; Lepidosauria; Squamata; Varanidae. Gene Ontology annotation, cellular component: nuclear inner membrane.
AUGUUCGGCGGCCACAGGGCCUGGUUUUCUCAGAGCGUCGGCCCCGAGCCCCGCCGCCUGUGGGUUACUGAAGGAGGAGUAAUCACAAACCAGGAUGGUGCGGAUUAUCUGUUUAGCAGCGAUGCUUCCCACCCUGAUACAAAAAGGAUACACCAGAGCAUAGAUUAUCUAGAAGACAGAAUGGCAGUUUUUCAUGCUUAUUAUCUUACUGCAAGUGCCAACUCAGAAAUAAAAAACACAGUACCAAUUGGACACUUUCUCCUUCCGCCAGCCUGCUUGCAACGAGAAAUUAGAGAAAAAAUUGGAAGUUUUGUCUGGGAACAGAUACCCGAGCCUCUGAAACUGCAGCCCAGGCAGCCUGUUGAACGAAAGCGCAGCAGGGAGGGAGAAGACCGAAAGGGCGCAAGAGGCUCGGAAAGAAGAGAAAUCAGUCAAGCCCCGGGGACACUAGAAAUUGGGAAACUUGCAUACAUUCCACUUCAAAAUUAUCCAGCAAGUAACAUGGUGACAGGUUAUCCAUCUGCUAAAGAGAUGAAGAAAUUUGUUGGGAAGAUACAGGAUUUUAUCCCUGGCUGUUCUGGUUGUUUGGCAUAUUGGAUUUCAAAUGAAAAAAAUAUUUUCUCUGAUAGAAAAACAAAA